AUGUGGUUUCAAAUUAAGACAACACCACAGCUACAUUAUGGGGCAAUUCACUUUUGGCACGCAAUUAAAGCAUCUAGAGAGUUACCAACAAAUAUCAAAAAGAUUUUUGAAAGAGUAGUGUCAACUAAAGCUUAUUUUUCACACCCGGUAAAUUUAUUAUUGGCAAUGAUGUUUGAUCCCCGUGACUUUGUAAGAGAAUUGGCAAUUCGCAGGAUAUUGAAAGCUAGACAACAAACACCUAAAAUUAAUUUUGAAGCUGAAUAUUACAUUAAUCUUACUGACUGGCAAAAAUGUACCAUUACAGAAUCGCCAUUGGUAAUGAAACUUUCAGAUAAUUGCUUGCAACAGCUUAUUACAGGGAAAGAAACCAUUAUCAUUGACUUAUUUCCAUGUCAUACGCAAACCGUGGAAAAAUGCGUCAAAACUGUAACAGUGGCGUCGUUGAAAGUUUGUGGUGAAAUAUCAAGAGAAGGGUAUAUCAGAACCAAAUUGGAAGCAAAAAAAAUAUUGCCUAAGUUUGAGAAUAAAGGAUAA
Psylliodes chrysocephalus is the source of this 534-nucleotide messenger RNA. The record is from the annotation of a GenBank genome assembly. Lineage: Eukaryota; Metazoa; Arthropoda; Insecta; Coleoptera; Chrysomelidae.